Messenger RNA from Funneliformis mosseae, 1572 nucleotides. NCBI's taxonomy places the organism in Eukaryota, Fungi, Glomeromycota, Glomeromycetes, Glomerales, Glomeraceae. The record is from the annotation of a GenBank genome assembly.
AUGGCUACAUAUAAGCAAAAGCCAAGGAUUCAACAUCAUGUAGCGAAUCAUUCGGAGGAGCUUUCCGGUUCGGAACAGGACUGGGUAAUGUUUAAUAGUGCACGUGCCUCUAACCAACCUAUUGAACGUAGACUAGUUAACAAUGUUAGUGACGAUGAGGAUUGGCACGUCCUUAGCGAUAAUACAAAUCCCGUGGAGGAGAGUAUACCCUCCUUAGAAAGCAACUCUGAAUUUGCUAGCGGUGGGAGUGACUACGAUUCUGAACCUUAUUAUGUUCUGGACCAAACUGCUCGCUCGAUAGAGUUACUUCCAGAAGUUCAAGGCAAUUCUCCAUCACAAAUGCCUUCACAUGAUGGAACGGGAAAGUUUUUUGAUACUAAACUUUCCGAUGAAUCAAAUCACGUUUCAACGACAAACCUCGCAGAUUCCGAUUUAUUAUCGACACAUGAUGAUCUAGAUAAUGAACCAAUGGUUAGCGAUCGGAACAGAUCUGUUAACUUGGAUAUGACAUCCCAAGAUAAUGAAAGUAUUCGACCUAUGGGAAGUGUUAUUAAAGAAACUUGGAUGUCUAAAGUUCGUAAUGUUUUUCGAAUUGAAGAAGAGGUUGUUUCGGCGAUUAAUUCUCAAGAACAAGCUCAAUCAAAUCAGAUUUAUCAUAAAUUUGCCGAAUCGGCCUCAUCUGCAGCCAAAUUCGAGCUUGGUGAUUUAGGAAAUACGAAUCCUAUUAAAUCUCUUGCUAAUGUUGGUGAUGAAAACGCUAAUUCUACAACAUACACAACAGUUACGACUCAAUACAUUGAUACAUUUCAAAAUAAAACUUCUCAGGCUAACCAUUCGGAAAAACUGCCAGUGACUCGUCAUUUUGAUUCAUCGUCACCUGCGACUUCGACAUCUUCCAUACAUAGAUCUAAUGAUUUUGAUGGUUCAUUUACCGAAAAACAUGCUUCUAUUAUCACUAGGUUUGGUAAUGGAUUGAUCGUUCCAAAAGACCCAAUUGACAUGAAUUUUGCACCUACAAUCUCUAAAGACAUGUUAAACGAAAUGAUAAUGAACGAAAAUUCUCACAGUGCCGAUCAUCAAAACCAACACUCGACAACCUCACGGUCGAAUAAAAAUUCACUUUUAUCAACGGUUUGGACAACUUUUCGCCGAAUAACCAAUAAUAUCAUCAUAUCGGAUGAUACAGAUCCAGCUCAUGGUGAAUUGUCUCAGAUUACAAAAUUCGCUUCAUCAAAUUAUAAUAAUGGUUUGGCUUCUAUAAUUACAGGAACAGGAGAAAAUCAUUACACCUAUGAUUCAUGCCAUUUUCCUUUUGGAAAUCAUUUAGCUUUAUCCGAUCUUUGCCCUUCCUUACAUAAUUAUACUAGUUCAUCAUCCACACCUUCUACGCCAUCAUAUAAUAAGAGAAGAAAUUCCAUUACAACUUCAUCUAAUACUGCAAGAAUCUUUCUCACUCCUGUUUCAAGUUCGACGAGUCUAAAAAGUUUUACAAGUCGCGCCGGAAGUGACUGUGGAUUGGAAAGUAGAGGUGUUCGAAGGGGCAAAACUAUAGAAGCUCCUCUUGUUCUUUAA